This is a messenger RNA of Alternaria rosae, 4881 nucleotides long. RefSeq lists its product as uncharacterized. The transcript has 2 exons. Gene Ontology annotation, molecular function: transcription coregulator activity. Lineage: Eukaryota; Fungi; Ascomycota; Dothideomycetes; Pleosporales; Pleosporaceae. Bases 229 to 4776 code for a protein of 1515 amino acids. The record is from RefSeq and is a predicted model, not a curated record. Gene Ontology annotation, biological process: regulation of DNA-templated transcription.
GUUGCCGUCACCGCCCCCAUCCCAGGUCGCACCAGGUCGUCUACUCGGCACCAAACACGACGCCUCGACGCCGGAGUCGUCCCACCGCCCGCCGCGCACCUGAAACCCUCGGCCUGCAUGAGUGCUGCUGUUCACUGCACAUCCGCGGCACUGCACCGCUGCCCGUAUCUUUCGCAUCUCCGCCAGCCUGCGACAUAGCGCGCCCGUGACCGUUCGCGCUCCACCACCAUGAACAACCCCAACAUGCAACAGAACGGCAUGCAACAGAACCGAGCCACCGCGGGACUCCACCACUUUAUUCAGCACUAUCGCGUGCAGCAGCAACAAGGCAAGAUCCCAAAUGGCUGGCAGCAGGGUACGCAGCCGGAAGAGCGCGGUCAGCUGGCCCUCCAGUUCUUCACCCAGUACCGCCUGCUCAAGCCCGAAAUCGCCGAGGUCGAGUCUAUGCGCGCCGCCCUCCAGUUCGAGACGCAGACCUUCAUGUCUUCUUCGACAAAGGACCAAUACGUCUCCAACAUCAAGCAAAAACUCAUCGUCAUGACAACUGCGCGGCAGCAACAAUUACAACAACGCAUGCAAGGCGGCGUUCCCAACAACAUGAACAACCCGAUGAACGGCAUGAAUGCUGCCCAGAUGAACCAGAUGAACAUGAUGAACCAGAUGGGUCAGCAAGGCGCCAGGCCCGGAGGCCCCCAGUUCAACCCGGCCUUUCCGAAUGCCCACCUCCAGCGGCCCAUGCAGGUUUCUCCUGUGCCCAUGUCACAAGGGCAGUCUUCUAUGGGUGUUAAUGGGGCUAACCCCGCCAACAUGCCCCAACAGGGUCAAAAUAACCAGCAACCAAACAUGCAGCCCAACCAGAACACACAGAAUCGUCAGGACCAAAUGAUCAUCAACCAGUUCGCCAAAAAACUCAUGGAUACUUGUAAAGAGGAGGUUAGGCUCAAGUUCGAGGCCGAUAUUCGAGCAUGGCCUGAGGAUAAGAAACAGCAGCUGCUCGCUCAGGGUAUUAACCCUCUCUUCCUCCGCUUCCGACAACACGCCGACAUGCUCUACAGAAGAGGUGCUCUCAACCAGCAGGGAGCUGCCCAAAAUGCCGGCGCCAUGCAGGGAGCUGCCCAGCCGAACCGGAUGCAGGCCCAGCAGAUGGGCAUGAAUCCACGUCAGCCAAAUCAAGAGUUUGACUUCACUGAGAUAGCAAACCGGCAGAUGGAAGCUAUGCGCAGUCAGGAUCAGGGCAAUACAGUGGUGCCUGCAAGCAAUAACCAAAAUAACGGCGGUCAGAUGGGUGGUUUCCAGGGCCAGAACGCACAACAAAAUCAACCCCAAAAUGUCAUGGCACAGCGCCAGGCUGCUGAGGCAUUUCACCGCCAACAGCAGGCGCAGCAAGCGCAACAAGCACAAGCACAAGCACAAGCUCAGGCCCAGGCUCAAGUUCAGGCUCAGGCGCGGUUGGAGCAACAACGGCAGCAACAGGCGGCGCAAGCACGCAAUCAGCAGAACCAGAUGCUCCAAGGUCAAAUUGGCGGCCUGAACCUACCCCAGGGUUCUCAGGCCAGCCCUGCCAUGCCUAUGCUCAACCGACCGAUGGCUCCACCGGGACAGGCAGGACCUCCUGGUACGCCGCAACAGCAACGGCCUCCUCAAGCUCACGUUCCCAUCAUGACGCCUCAACCCGGCCAGACUGACCCCAAUCUGUCCGAGCUUAUGCGCCAAGCGCAACAAAGAGCUGCCGCCGUCCAGCAGGCCAACCAGCAACCGCUGACAGAUCAGGUUCGCAUGAACAUGAUGCCGGCCGACCUAGACCCCAACGUUAAGCAACAACUGCUCAAGGUGCCGGAGCCUCAAUUCCGUGUAAUACUACAGAGCUAUAUGAUGAAUCUUCGUCGCAAUGGCGGAAUUCAAAAUGGGGCCUUCCCCCCAGGUCAACCCAAUGCUGGGCAGCAAAACUUGCCUUUCAAUCAACAACAGCAACAGCAGCUGCCGCCCAAUAUGGGCGGUCCUAUGAUGAACCCCAAUAUGCAGCAAGGCAUAAAUCGUGGCUUGAACCUUACGCAGCCACAACCUGGGGCUGGGCCACAGCCUCCUAUGGGAGCACAGCGUGCGCCAAUUCAGUCUCAGCAGCAACGCUUACAGGCGGCCUCCAACUUGCUACGAGCCAAUCCUGGUAUCAUACAUGCCACCGACCCCAAACCAUUCCCUCCGAACGUUUUGAACAACUCAAUCCGGAACAGUCUUCCGCAGGAUGUCAGGACAUGGCAGCAACUGAAGCUGUGGGCUAGUCAAAACCCCGCUCUCGUUCCUGGUGUCGAUAGCCAGAAGCUGCUUAUGCUACAGGUUCUUCACUUCCAAGAUAUGGUACGGAACUCUAACAAUGUACCGGGUCCCAAUGGCACACCACAGCCUGGCAAUGGCCUUGGCCCACCGCCGCAAGUAAAUCCUAACCAAGGUCUUCUGAGGAAUCCUCAACAGCAACCGAACAUGCAAAACAUGCAGAAUAUGCUCCAGGUCACCCCUCAAGAAUUGGCACAAUUCCGGGCAAGAAUGGCAGGCCAGCCACAAGCCAACCUACCAGACGAGCAACUACGAGGUCUGAUGAUGUCCAUGAAGAUGAAGAAUCUGCAGCACCAGCGGCAGCAACAGGCGCAGGCAGCAAUUUCACAUCAACAAGCCCAACGUAGUCAGGCGCAACCGCCUGCGAACAUCCCAGUUCAGCAGCAGCAAAACAACCGUCCACCGAUUGUGCAACCUCCAGCACAAGCAACCCCUCAGCCUAAACCAGCAGCCAGACCUCCUCAAGCACAAUCGCAGCCCAUGCAACCACAACUAUCCAACAACAACAAUAAUAAUAACAACAAUGUGAACAAGGGCACAAAGCGACCCAACGAGGACACUGCCGAGUCAGGUGCAGAUGCCGCGCCACAGGCCACCGCCAUGGCUUCGACAAAGUCUCAACCCGGGCUCAAUCUUACCCACGAGCAAAUGUCGAAACUUACCCCAGCCCAGCACGCUCAGUACAAGGCUCAAUUAUUGAAGGCCCAGGAUGCCUCCAACAACAAGAUGCAGCAACAACGGGGUGGGGUAGUCAACCACGAAGAACUCCGACAAAGAAUGGCGGACCCGGCGAGAACCCGGCAAUUCAAGCAGCUGAUGGACGAAGUAGAAAAGACCAUUCCCGCCAGACCGCCGGUACAGCUGCCGCAGCAGAUGCGUAUACCUCUACAGCGAUCGCUUAAAGAACAACUCCACCGACUAAAGCAGGUGGAUCAGGCUCUACGCAUUUUCCACGCCUCGUACGAUUCCUCUGAGCCUGAGCAAGUUCUCCGCCAGAUCAUGACAUCUCGUGUGCUGUUAUACCAGCAGUUUGACCUGGCUGAUGGCACGCUUCGCCCUCAAGUUACUCUUACUAUUGAAGAGUUCAAGAACCAUAUGGGCGCAACACUCAAGUUCGUUAGCAAGAUUAUGGAAAAGGUCAAGCAGCAAACAGCUGGCCAGCAGCCGCAGCUCCAGGGUGAACAACAAAACCGCAGCCAGAAGCCGCCUUCUGCCCCUACCACCGACCGACCACCGUUCGCCAUCGGAGCUGACUCAGGCCACGGAGCAGCACACUACUUUGAGGGAGCAAGACCAGUCACGAACCUUGUGUUGCCUGAGAAGAAGCGCGCAAAGCUUGAAGGUAGUCAAUCAUCUACUCCCGGUGCUAGAGCGUCUCCUCGAAUCGGUUCAGGUACAGGUAACUCGCCUGAGCUGAGAAGACAACCACCUCCUGAGAAGCAAAUACCACAACGACCGACGUUCCGAUGCAACGAUGCGAGUUGUGAAUACUCUGUAAGGGGAUUUGAAACUCAAGGUGAACUAGAGGCACACAGUCAGAUACAUGCAAAGGUCGAGAAUCCGAUGCAGUUUGCCCUCGACUCCAUGGCCGAUUACCUGGAUAUUGACCAGAAGACUGGCGAAGCGAAGGUCGACCAAAACGCUGCCAAACGCGCCUCGAAGCCUGCGCCAGCUGCCCCACGAGCAACUCAACAGGCUGUCAAAUCGGAGCAGACCCCUGGCGCUUCGAACAAUGCUGCCACUCCGGUUGGACAACAGCCGACAACUACGGCGAUGGCGCGGGUGCCAACACAAACAGGCGUCAAGGACUCACCGUCGUCGAAUCUGCUCAAAACACCCCAGGCGAUGACCAAGGUGGCCACGCCUGGCUCGGGUGCCCGCGGCAAACCCACACCAGCCAGCAUUCCUAAAUCGGCACCAAAGGAGCAACAAGCAACAGCUCCAGGGCCCGUGGUUCAACAAGAAGAGCACAAGCCGCAGCAGCCAAUGCUGCCCAUGUCUCUUCUUGACUACUCCUAUGAAGACACCUUUGCCGCCCUCGAUGCGAACGGGCCUUUCACCGUCUUUGAUCUCAAGGACGAAGACAACACGUGGGCACUCCGCUCCCGACCUGCCUCACCAUCCGCCACACCUGAGUCAUCUAACAAAGACACGCCUUCCACGCGGCAGUCUGACAUUUCCGAGAACGACAACCUCGUCAUCAACAUCGAUCUCAAGGAUGCCGACAUGCCUGAUGCAUGGGCCAUCAACAUGUCUGGCGAUGUCCUGCCAAUGGAUCUGCAACUCUCUGAAGACCUGCAGAAUCUCGGCGUUAUUCUGCCUCCCAUGGACAGCGAAGACAUGAUGUUAUUCCCCGACUAUGGUCCAGGGACUAUGAUGGAUCUCGACAUGCUCGAGAAGACCAUGGACAGCAUGGGUGGAACACUUGAUCCAUCCAUGCUCUGAACCUCAUUCUUACAUCCUUUUGGGAAUCUUGUUCUUUCCUGACGCACAUACCUGCGUCCUUUUUUUUUUUAUCUUUUGCCUUCGGGCGCUGUUAUGUACAUGCCA